Messenger RNA from Eremomyces bilateralis CBS 781.70, 870 nucleotides. RefSeq lists its product as uncharacterized. The record is from RefSeq and is a predicted model, not a curated record. Bases 1 to 870 code for a protein of 289 amino acids. The transcript is spliced from 3 exons. Lineage: Eukaryota; Fungi; Ascomycota; Dothideomycetes; Eremomycetales; Eremomycetaceae.
AUGCCGCCGAGAUAUAGGCACGACAAUACGCCAUGGAUGAAGAGCGUCUUGAUCCCCCUCUGGAUUGUCAAGAAUAUCGUCAGGAUCAUCAUGAUCGGUAUCUAUGCGGUCGCCUUUGGAGCCGUGGACCAUUAUACGCACACCAGGAUCUACGACGUAGCCGUCCUUUCAAUCCAUAUCGCCCUAUGCGCAAUCUCCGUGGUCCUCGACAUCACGUCCUUAGUGCUCUUCGCGAGACAAAUGCUAAGCCCGAAGGUCUUCCUUGUUUUCAGCAUCGUUCAGGCCCUGAUCUGGGUCGGCAGCUAUAUUCUUAACAUCUUCCUUGCUCUUCGGGACGCCACUGCUGCCGCCAUUGCCUUGACCAUCGUUCUUUGCCCCGCCUACGUCGGUGCCCUCUUCUACGCCUCCACCGUUUUCUACAGGUACCGCAAAGCCGGCAGCCGCGGCGCCUACACUUCCGUCGCCAACCCCACAAACCUCCAAUACCAAGCAACCAGCUUCGCACCCCAACAAGUCCUCUACGAAAUGAACCCACAACAACAAAUCUACCAGCAGCCGCAGUACGGCGCCGGAUCGGAGUACUACGCCCAGCACAUGCCGCAGCAGGUGCCACAGGAGAUGCCGCCGCCAUACCACGACCACUCGCAGGAGCAGAGGGGGAUGCCGCCGCAGGGGAAUCUGAUCCCAGUGGUGACCAACCUAUUCGGAGACGCCCACUCGUCGUUGAAUCCCGCGGGCACGCCGCGGCUGAAGAACUCAAGCCCGACAACGGUGGAGUUGGAGUCGCCGCGGCAGUGGAAGGCACUAGAGGGGGCAGCUCCGCCGUAUGUGCUGCAGGCGCCGGAGCAAGAGUUUGCGGCGGGCAAGUGA